UUCCGCUUCCGUCAUCUCACGCAGUUUCGCCAUGGCCUCCUCGGAAGCCAGUCGUUCUUCUCCCCGGUCUCGGCGGGAGCUGGAGGUGCGCAAUCCACGCCAGGACAAGUACUCGGUGCUUUUGCCCACCUACAACGAGCGCGAGAACCUACCACUCAUCGUGUGGCUGCUGGUGAAAAGCUUCUCAGAGAGUGGCAUCAAUUAUGAAGUUAUAAUCAUAGAUGAUGGAAGCCCAGAUGGAACAAGGGACGUUGCUGAGCAGUUGGAGAAGAUUUACGGGGCAGACAGAAUCCUACUAAGACCACGAGAGAAAAAGUUGGGGCUAGGGACUGCAUAUAUUCAUGGAAUGAAACAUGCCACGGGAAACUACAUAAUUAUUAUGGAUGCUGAUCUCUCACACCAUCCAAAAUUUAUUCCUGAAUUCAUUAGGAAGCAAAAGGAGGGUAACUUUGAUAUUGUCUCUGGAACUCGCUACAAAGGAAGUGGAGGUGUAUAUGGCUGGGAUUUGAAAAGAAAAAUAAUCAGCCGUGGGGCCAAUUUUAUAACACAGAUUUUGCUGAGACCAGGAGCAUCUGAUUUAACAGGAAGUUUCAGAUUAUACCGCAAAGAAGUUCUACAGAAAUUAAUAGAAAAAUGUGUUUCUAAAGGCUACGUCUUCCAGAUGGAGAUGAUUGUUCGGGCAAGACAGUUGAAUUAUACUAUUGGUGAGGUUCCAAUAUCAUUUGUGGAUCGAGUUUAUGGUGAAUCCAAGCUGGGAGGAAAUGAAAUAGUCUCUUUCUUGAAAGGCUUAUUGACUCUGUUUGCUACUACAUAAAAGAAAGUUAUUGAUUUAUAUUCAUAUUCAUUUCAAUUUAAACGCAAAAGAAGCCUGGUUACUGAUUAUCAUAAAAUGUACUGGUAAAGUGUAAACUAUAAGGUAAGGUAAAUUCCGUGCAAAUCUUUUUUUCUGGAGAAACUCUUUCAAAUUAAAUAAUUUCAAAGUUACUGUUUUAAUGAGGAAUGUUCUCAGUUUUCAUUUACAUUUUGCUGUAUUAAGACCUGUAAAUAAAUGUACGUGGGGUUUUUGCAUAAAA
Messenger RNA from Otolemur garnettii (small-eared galago), 1073 nucleotides. RefSeq names its product dolichyl-phosphate mannosyltransferase subunit 1, catalytic (gene DPM1). The record is from RefSeq and is a predicted model, not a curated record. Gene Ontology annotation, biological process: GPI anchor biosynthetic process; protein O-linked glycosylation via mannose. Gene Ontology annotation, cellular component: endoplasmic reticulum membrane. The coding region runs from base 32 to 814 and encodes 260 amino acids. Lineage: Eukaryota; Metazoa; Chordata; Mammalia; Primates; Galagidae. Gene Ontology annotation, molecular function: dolichyl-phosphate beta-D-mannosyltransferase activity. The transcript has 9 exons.